AUGGAUACGAAAAAAUACAGAAAGCCGAAUACUACAGAUAAACAAAAAAAAUUACUAGUAGACUUCAUGGUAUUACAUCCAGAACUGGUGUCUGGGAAAAAUACCUCGAAGUCUACAGUAAAACAGAGACAAAAGCUGUGGGAAAGAAUUUCAGAAGUUUUAAACUCUGAAGUUGGUCCAAAUAAAUCUUGGAGUGAGUGGAGAAAGACAUGGUGUGAUUUAAAAACAAAUGUUAAGAGUAAGGCAGGGUGUAACAGAAAGGAAAGGAAUAAAACUGGUGGUGGAGAAGUAGAUUUAGAAGUGUUUAGUGAGUUUGAAAAUAAGAUAUUGGAACUGAUCGGUCCGACAAUAGUUGAAGGACAUAGUUCAGUGCAAGAAAGCACUGCUGAUAUUUCGUUUUUUGUACCACAUUUGUAA
This is a messenger RNA of Aphis gossypii (cotton aphid), 417 nucleotides long. RefSeq lists its product as uncharacterized. The record is from RefSeq and is a predicted model, not a curated record. The coding region runs from base 1 to 417 and encodes 138 amino acids. Gene Ontology annotation, cellular component: nucleus. The transcript is spliced from 2 exons. Lineage: Eukaryota; Metazoa; Arthropoda; Insecta; Hemiptera; Aphididae.